This is a messenger RNA of Linum trigynum, 2469 nucleotides long. NCBI's taxonomy places the organism in Eukaryota, Viridiplantae, Streptophyta, Magnoliopsida, Malpighiales, Linaceae. The record is from the annotation of a GenBank genome assembly.
CUCAUACAAAAUCUCCUAUGUAUAAGUACUACGCAUACCUAAAAAUGUCUCUCACGAUCAUCAACACAAACAUAGAAAACGAAGAAUGAUGUGGCGAAACCAUGCCAUUUUGUUAACCCUUAUCUUACUGCCAGCACUAACAACUUCUCUCCCCGUGGAAAUGAAGAACCCUAUCGAUUGGAUCCGAGCCCCGACGACGGUGAGGGUGGAGAACAGGGUGGAAGGAGGUGCCGAAUUGAAGCUUCAUUGCAAAUCGAAGGACGAUGACCUCGGAGUCCGGGUGUUGGGGACACGCGACCAAUUCGUAUUUAGGUUCCGACCAAAUUUAUGGGGAACCACUCUGUUCUACUGCUCCAUGAACUGGGGAGAAGGACAGGUUCAUUGGUUUGACAUUUACAUUUUUUACAGAGAUUACAGACGUUGUAGCAAUUGUCAAUGGGUCAUCCGGAAAAAUGGCCCGUGUUAUUAUGACGCGGGCACUCGUGAGUUCGAUAUUUGUUAUCAGUGGAACCGUUAAGAGAUUGUCAAAGACGAAGCUGAGACAGUAAUAGUUUCUCCUAUAUUAUUAUUGCUUUAAGCAUUUCGUCACAGAAUAUGAGAUCAAGUGGUCAUCAUCCAGUCAAUGCCAUAGUGGCUUCAGUUUACAAUUUUCAGCCUCAAGAGAUCGCCUUGUGGCAAUACAGAUUAAUUAGGGCACAUUUUCAAGUUCAAAACCUUUUUUUUUUUUUUUUUUUUUGCAGAAUUCUAAUCCUGAGAUACCAUUUAAUGAGGGUUGUCAUUGUGAGUCUUGACAUUAUGCUAAAUAGAAGAAAGUUAAGUUCCAUUUCCUUCCAGUAAUUAACAACAUUAGUAAAGAUAGCUUUGAGUUGAUUCACACAAGCAUUUUGGGACCCUUGAGUGUUCAAUCCUAUGAUGCUUUUCAUAUUUUCUUAUCAUUAUAGAUGAUUUUUUGAGAGCUUCUGUCUGAUGAUUGAAAAUCAAUAUGUGAAGAGAGUUAAAGUGAUUAGGGGAAGGAAUUUUACAUGACAUAUGUUCAUAAUCAAAGAGGCAUUGUACACCAAAUUUCAUGUGUUGGGAGUCAAGAACAAAAUGGUACGGUUGAGAGAAAACAUCAAAACAUUUUGAAAAUUGUUAGGGCACGAAGAUUCGAUCUAAUUUGCCUAUGAGGUUUUGGAGUGAUUGUAUUUGUAUGCAAUUCACAUUUUGAAUCGAAUUCCUACACCAUUUUUAGAAAACAAAUUCCAUUUGAGAAGCUAUUCAGUAUUAUGCCUAAAUAUUCCUUCUUUAUUGUAAACUAAAAUAUGAACUAUCUCAUAAAUUUAAUAAACAUAUUGCAUACGUUUUCAGUAAUACAGUAUUACAUAUGUUUUCUGUAAUAUAAGCGUGACAAAAAAAAUCUUUAUUAUUUCGUUAAACUAUUGAUCAUCUUAUCAAUUUACAUUACUCAAGUUCUAUAAGCUUAGUUCUUUUCCAUGUAAGAGUUUACCAAAUGUGAUACUUUCAUAACUUAAAACCCUUUAUUAUUAUCAGAAUAUUAGUCAUCUCAUAAAAUUGCAUUCCAUAAAAGGUCAUGUAAGGUGUGAUAACUUUUACAUAACAUUGAAAUCAAAUGUAAUUCUUUCCAUUACUUUAUUUUAUUAUUUGACCCCAUAUUACAGAAGAUUUAUACAACACCGUUAUAUAAUGAUGACAUUACGUAAAGGUAAAGCUUAUAGAGUCGUAGUUAUUUCUUAUGUUUCAAUUAAACAAUGUAUUACACAAGUUUUUCAUAAAUGAGUUUGAACAAAAAAAUCCUUUAUUACUAACUAAUAUUUUUUCAUCUCGCCAAUUUUCAUUACACAAAUACUUUGUAAUAUUGGUUAUCUUAAUUCAUUACGUAACAUUUUAAUAAAAUGUGAUUUUUUGUAACUUUAUUCAUUUAUUAUUAACUAAUAUUCACAAUCUCUUUAGUAAGUUUUAGUCAGAUGAUUUAAAUCUUUUAAUAAGUUUUAGUCAAAUGUGAUACUUUUCGUAACUUGAUUUUAUUAUUAGCCAACGUAUUACAAAAGUUUAACAUAACACUGUUCUAUAACAGUUACAUAAAUCAAAAAUAUGUUACGUACAAUUUGUGGAGGUGCAGUUGUUCUUAUCAAUUAAAUAAACAUAUUACGUAUGAAUUUUUUAAUAUGAUUAAGAAACUACGUAAAAUUUAUGGAUGAAUAAUUAUCUCUUAUGUAUCAAUUAAGUAAACAUAUUACGUAAAUAUUUUGUAAUGAUUAAGAACAUGUUUGGUAGUUAAGAUUCUCUAGAUUGAUGUAUUUAAUCAAUUUAUAUGUAUUGUUUCAAUCCACGGAUUUGAAAAAUACAUUGUUUGUAGGUUGAAUAAUUAUGGUGGUCCCUAAAAAAAUGACGAAGAAAAAAUGAGAGAUUGACAAUCUCAUAUUUUUAUCUGAGAUUGACAAUCAUCCAUAAUGAAUGAUUUUGGUGGUC